Molecule: messenger RNA, 2191 nt
Organism: Symsagittifera roscoffensis
Lineage: Eukaryota; Metazoa; Xenacoelomorpha; Acoela; Convolutidae
Product: nuclear receptor subfamily 1 group D member 1-like
Exons: 7
Coding region: 103-2010 (635 amino acids)
Biological process (GO): regulation of transcription by RNA polymerase II; anatomical structure development; cell differentiation
Molecular function (GO): zinc ion binding; nuclear receptor activity; RNA polymerase II cis-regulatory region sequence-specific DNA binding
Source: RefSeq, a predicted model, not a curated record
AGCUGAUCCGAAAAAUAUCUUCAUCAUAUUUAAAGCUAUCAUCGCAUAAUAAUUUACCUAACCUGUAAUUUAAUCAAUUGUGGAAUCGCUUAUUACGCUGAAAUGGGGAGAACUUUGCCUAAUCCUGUUGCGUGCCAAGUUUGCGGUGACAAGAGUUUUGGGAAGCAUUACGGUGUUUAUUGCUGCGAUGGAUGCUCAUGUUUCUUCAAGCGCAGUAUUCGGCGCAAGAUGGUCUACACCUGUAUUGGAAAAGGCAACUGUUCCAUCGACAAGGCCAGGCGCAACUGGUGUCCCUACUGCAGACUGAAGAAAUGCUUCGAGAGCAGCAUGAACCCCAAAGCCGUGCAAGAUGAAAGAGGACCUCGAAAAUCCACAAUAGAAAAACGGGCUGCCUUACGGGGAGACUCGAAAGCAGGGUCCAGUCACAAAUCAAAGAUCACUUUCCAGCCAUGGAGAGACAACACACCCCCACCCAUGACUCAAAUGACCCCCGAAGUCAGUGACCCUCUCUCCAUGGGUCCCAUGCAUAUGCCAAUGACAUCUCAAGGAAUGAUAGACCUUCAGAACCCGAUGCAGAAACCAUUCGCGCCUCAGUACCCGUUCAUCGCCCCUCCUCCAGUGAACCCCAGGUUAAGCAACUUCAACCCAACUAAUUUAAAUCCAAAUAUGGGGAGCCACCCGGCAACAAGUAAUAUGAACCCGGCAGGCCACUCGAACGGAAACCCGAAUUUCUUCACCUACGCGAACCCGGCUACCCUGCUGCAUGCUUCAAUGUUCCUCCAGGCAAUGAACAACCCAAUGCGAUUGCCCAGUUUCAAAUUGUUUAACCAACAGUUGCCAAAUAUUGCGCCCACAUUUCUGAACAGCCGCGCGCCCUCUCAACAAGUGGUGAAGCUUGAAGACGAAAAUGGGACCUGCUUAGAGUUCAAUGACCUCAAACCACCAAUAGUUGAAUACAGUCACCCUUCAAUGAAUAAAUUCGAACUGGGUACUUCUAAAGUCAUGAACAAAGACUUCAGCAGCCCAGAACUUUACAACCCACAUCCGAGCGAAGAAUCGCCCAGCAAAUUACAGACAAUUUCCGAAUCGCUUUGCAGUCCGACCAGCACCGAUUCAGACUCGGUAAAACUGGAGGAAAACCCGCUUUCAUCAGGAAUGCAGCCUCUUAUUAAAGAGGAAGAAAGUUGGAAGAACUUUGACGUGGAAACACUUUUGUCGAACUCAGAGACAAUUUUGGUGAAAAUAAUCAAGAGGGCGACGAGUAUUCAAGCAUUCCGAGGCAUGCCGAUCAGCGAUCAGCUGAUACUUUUCUCGGAAAACUGGGCGCCCAUAUUUUUGUUACACGCUACUUUUGCAGCACAAUACUGCGAAUCCAUUUUCGGCAUGGUUGUGAGGUGCAAGAGUGAUCUGUCAAAGCAGGUGGACACGAUGACGGAGUACCAGAAGAGGGUGAAGGAGCUGUCCCCGGACCCCACAGAACUAUCACUCAUGGAGACCAUCCUAUUAUUCGACUCAGACACGAGAACUAAACUGGGAAACAGUUCCCAAGUAGUAGCCAUCCAAGAUCAGUGUCAGAUGUAUCUGCAGCAACACGUCUGCACCGAGUACCCGGGAGUCACUGCCCGAUUCGGAAGGCUCCUUCUCUCCCUCUCAAACCUCAAGUCCCUCCCCAUCCAAGCAGUCACCAACACCUUCUUCCCCAUCUCUCUAAACGACCCAAACUUCCUCGCAAGUGUGGACGCCACUCAUAUGAAGUCACCGUCGCAGAUCAUUCAGAGUCUUAUUUUGAACCCCUGCACUAUUACGAUAGACGACGAGAGUUCAUUUUCCAAUGAGGCGAAUGAUUCGAACGUUUCAAACAUUUCGCCGUCAGCCAUGUUAGAUGUGCCGACCUCUAGCGGUGUAUUUGAGAUGUCUUCUGGUCCAAAUGAUCUCGAUUACCAGGAGAUUGCAACAGCAGAACACCAGGACAAUGACCCAGAACUCAAAGUUCAGAUAGACGACUGUUAAUGGAGCCGAACUAAUUUUUCUUUCAGAGGCUUAGUGAUUUUGGGUUGUUUGGACUGUAAUAUGUCAAUUACUCAUGUACAAGUACAGCUCUGCCUGCAUAUGGCGCAUAAAGUGCUCCUCUCCUCUCUAUGGGUAUAUUUGGACAUCUAAACUCUUUCCUUUUGACUUAUUGUAUAUGAUA